GGUGGGCUCUGCCCCCAGGACCAUGCUGCUACGAGCCCCCUGGAGGCGAGCGGCCUUGGCGGUGAAGGCGGCUCGCGGGUCGAGGCCCGCGGCGCUCACUCGGGGGCUGCGCCUGCGCGUUGUAGACAAUGCUCCCCAGUCGGCUGUUCCCUCAGAUAGAGCCACUGCUUCGGAGCCGGAGUCAGUGCUGCGACCUCUCUAUAUGGAUGUGCAAGCUACAACUCCUCUGGACCCCCGGGUGCUUGAUGCUAUGCUCCCUUACCUAGUCAACUACUAUGGGAACCCACAUUCCCGGACACAUGCUUAUGGCUGGGAGAGUGAGGCAGCCAUGGAACGUGCUCGCCAGCAAGUAGCAUCUCUGAUUGGGGCUGAUCCUCGUGAGAUCAUUUUCACUAGUGGCGCUACUGAAUCCAACAACAUAGCAAUUAAGGGUGUAGCCAGGUUCUAUAGGUCACGGAAAAAGCAUUUGAUCACCACCCAGACAGAACAUAAAUGUGUCUUGGACUCCUGCCGUUCACUGGAAGCUGAGGGUUUUCAGGUCACCUACCUCCCAGUGCAGAAGAGUGGGAUCAUCGACCUGAAGGUAAGAGUGGCUCUUGGGCAGGAGGGGCAAAAUAAAAUAGGAAGAGCCUGGCUUCAGCCUGUAUAUCUAUCUCUUCAACCUCAGCUGGAGCUUGAAGGACUAUAUCUAAUGGUUAGGGUGGGGUUUAGGGAUAUAGGCCUGGCAGAGAAAGAGAUUAUGUUUCCCUUGGCUGGCUGUAACAUCUUAGAGUCAGGCAUGGAGCUGCGGGAAACUGAACCCAGCUGCAACCAGCUUUGGAAAGUGAUAUUUUGUUUCAUAUGUGUUUCUCUUUCUCUUUUUUGUAACAAACUUUGUUUCCCAGGGGUUGGUGCCAUCUACAUUCGUCGCCGUCCCCGUGUGCGUGUGGAGGCCCUGCAGAGUGGAGGGGGGCAGGAGCGGGGUAUGCGGUCUGGGACAGUGCCCACACCCUUGGUGGUGGGGCUGGGGGCAGCGUGUGAGGUGGCACAGCAAGAGAUGGAGUACGACCACAAGCAGAUCUCAAAGUUAUCAGAGCGGCUGAUACAGAAGAUAAUGAAGAGCCUUCCAGAUGUGGUGAUGAAUGGGGACCCUGAGCACCAUUACCCCGGCUGUGUCAACCUCUCCUUUGCAUAUGUGGAAGGGGAAAGUCUGCUGAUGGCACUCAAGGAUGUUGCCUUAUCCUCAGGGAGUGCCUGUACCUCGGCAUCCCUGGAACCUUCUUAUGUCCUUAGAGCAAUCGGCACUGAUGAGGAUUUAGCACACUCUUCUAUCAGGUUUGGCAUUGGACGCUUCACUACAGAGGAGGAAGUGGACUACACAGUGGAGAAGUGCAUUCAGCACGUGAAACGUCUUCGAGAAAUGAGCCCUCUCUGGGAGAUGGUGCAGGAUGGCAUUGACCUCAAGAGCAUCAAGUGGACACAACACUAGAAGAGUGGGCACCUGACUUUGUGCUGGCCUGUCCCUCCUGCCUCACUGACCCACAGUGAGGUGCUCCAUGGUCACACCAGAAUUGGUAUAGCCCUGUUAACUUCAGCAUCAGCCCACCUCCAAGACAGAAACACAAACUAUCUUUCCCUGACCUCAGUUCCUUUGAUGGAGAACACUCCCCAUUUCUCUCCAGGAGUUCUUCUCCAGUCUUACAGUGUGUGGACAUUCUCAUUCUGAAGCAGUAGAGACAUUUUGAUAUUGCUGCUGGACAUGUCUGUGUCCUUGGUGGGGAUAGCAAGAGGAACUGGAAGAAAGCUCUUUAUUCAGGGACCCUGCUACUCUAUGUGGACACUUGAGUCGUCGCUUUUUGCUGCUCAUCUGAACUGGCUUCUCCAGCAACAAGCAUAAUCAACUUUGAUUUAAUCUUCUUUUUGGCUGCAAAGGGUAUCUCUUCAUAUUGACUGUAGACUGAACAGCAAGUUCCUUGGAAGGCUUGUCUCCUUUCUGCUCUCAUCCUCCUUCCUUUCUUUCUACCUAAUGGAGCUAGAAAUAUCUAUUAUGACUCUACCCAUUAUUCUAAUAAUUUAUGUUUCUUUCCUUAAAAUUUUUAAUUUGAAGAUUGGAGAAAUAAACUCAUCUUUUCU
This is a messenger RNA of Galeopterus variegatus (Sunda flying lemur), 2112 nucleotides long. It is a transcript of the gene NFS1, whose product is annotated as NFS1 cysteine desulfurase. Gene Ontology annotation, molecular function: cysteine desulfurase activity. The coding region runs from base 23 to 1468 and encodes 481 amino acids. The transcript is spliced from 12 exons. The record is from RefSeq and is a predicted model, not a curated record. NCBI's taxonomy places the organism in Eukaryota, Metazoa, Chordata, Mammalia, Dermoptera, Cynocephalidae. Gene Ontology annotation, cellular component: nucleus; mitochondrion; cytosol. Gene Ontology annotation, biological process: iron-sulfur cluster assembly.